Carassius carassius (crucian carp) is the source of this 4533-nucleotide messenger RNA. RefSeq names its product zinc finger and BTB domain-containing protein 17-like. Gene Ontology annotation, cellular component: nucleus. The record is from RefSeq and is a predicted model, not a curated record. Lineage: Eukaryota; Metazoa; Chordata; Actinopteri; Cypriniformes; Cyprinidae. Gene Ontology annotation, biological process: positive regulation of reciprocal meiotic recombination. Gene Ontology annotation, molecular function: recombination hotspot binding; histone H3K36 methyltransferase activity; histone H3K4 methyltransferase activity. The transcript is spliced from 5 exons. Bases 175 to 3651 code for a protein of 1158 amino acids.
GACAGUGGCUCACCUUAUUGCUGCUUCUGUAUGCUCAUGCAACUUGAUUUUAGCUUUGUUAUAAAGCUUGCUAAUGUGUCGUCAUCAUGACGUUUUCCCAGUGGUGAACGCAAAGCAUUUUGGGAAUCAGCGGUACAAACAUACAUAACGCGCCAGACUUCUUUGCAUGGAGGGAUGAACGCAGUGUUCAAGAUGCCGUCUACCUGCUGUGUUAUAAACUGCAAUAGUCGUUCUCACGAUAGAAGUGGCAUAAAGCUUAAGAACGGAGUAUCCUUUUAUCGUUUUCCUGCGUGGAAAAAUAAUAGUACAAGCCGUGUUUCAGAGGUGACAAAAAGGCGUCGAAUGGCAUGGAUAGAAGCAGUAAAGAGGCCCAAGAUUACCUUCGAUAACACUCCACCACACAUGAUGGUGUGUUCAAAGCAUUUUCACAAAGGCAAACCUGCCUAUGAAAUGUUGGAGUCUGAUCCUGACUGGGCCCCUUCUCUGUACCUCGGCCAUAAUGAGGUCACCGAUAUGAACACAGACCGGUUCAAGCGGUUUAGGAGAAUAGCGAUGAGGUCACAACAACAGCAACACCCAUCGCUAGGCACUGACAACACUGGUCCUGAGGCUGAGUUGAAUAAUGGAGCACCUUUAUACCCAGGCACCAUGUCCGAGUUUACCCUGGAUAUCCAGCUGACGGAGUUGGGUUUUUCAAACUGGAAUUUCCCCGUGUGUGAGCCGCAGAGCGUUAAAGAGGACUUCUUGCCAACCCAGAUUGGCACUGAAAAGCCAGCACCAGAGACUGAAACGUCCACAGACUAUAAUGAAGAUGCCUGUGUCGUUUCGAGCUCAUCGGCUGACAAAAGCUUUCUACAGGAUCAUCAAUAUUACACUCCCUUCAAAGAGAACUCUUCAAGUAACGGAGGAACAGCUCUAAGCAGUUCCAAAAUCAGUUCCUCAGAGAAGAAGGAUAAAGUCCUUAGCAAUUCAUGGAAUAGAGGAAGAAGAAGAGAAAGGAAAGAACAGAGAGAUGAUGAUGAUGAUGAUGAUGAUGCCGACGAAGAGCAAAAUGGAGAAGAGGGAAUGAAAAGUGACAAGGAACAGAAAUGUUCAGAAGUGAACCAGGAAGCCUCCGGCCUCACAAUAGAUGAUGCUGUGUCUGGUGAAGAACGGACAGAUGAGGAUGCAGAAUUUGUUUUGACUGAUGAUGAUGAUGAUGAUGAUGUUGAGGAGGUGGAGGUAGAAGAAGAGGAGGAAGAUGAUGAUGUGGAGGACAUGGAUAAGGAGGAAGAUGAUGAUGAUGAUGGUGAGGACAUGGAUAAGGAGGAAGAUAAUGAUAUUUCGCGGUCAGAGACUAAUGGAUCUGAAGAGAAUGAAGAGAAUCGCUGCCAUGUGUGUGAUCUCACUUUCUCCUCUCUCUUCUUACUCCGAGAACAUUUAAACAUGCAUACGGGUGUUCGUCCCUACCGCUGUGAUGAAUGCGGCAAGCAGUUCUGCCAAUUAGUCAAUUACCGUACGCACCUUCGCUCCCACUCCCAGAAGGCCUCCAUCCACUGUCGUGUUUGCUCAACCAUAUUUGAGACCGAGGAACAGCUCCAGCAGCACUUGGACACCAACCAUUUUGAGAAAGAGUUCUAUCAGUGUGAUUUCUGCAAGCAGAUUUUUACUGAUCUAGAUAUGUGCAAGGGCCACGUCGAAGCACACAGACAACAGGCGAAGCGAUAUUUGUGCCUCAAAUGUGGCGCUAGUUUUCGCCUUCGCAACUCGCUGCUCCGCCACCUGGAAUGGCACAGCAGAGGCAUCUUCUCCUGCUCAGACUGUGAGCUGACUUUCUCCAGCAAGGUUUCUUUGUUACGCCACAGUUUCUCUCACUUAGGCGUCUUACCGUAUACAUGUCUAAAGUGCAAACGUCAUUUCCGUUUGCCCUCUCUCUACCACAACCACGAGUGUAAGCCAGAGAGCAUCCAGUGCAUGGCGUGUUUGGUUUUCUUUCAGAGUCAGGAGGACUUUGAUAAGCAUAAGAAGGACACAGGAUGCUGGGGUCAUCAGGGAGCUUUGCCUACCAAGACAGACGAGAUCCGCUGCAUGGAGUGUGGCCAAGUCUUUGCAAGCAUUGAGGAAUUAAAGAAGCACGGAAGCACUCACCAGAGGGUCCUAAAAUGUGCUGAAUGUGGGAUGGGUUUCCGCUCGUCACUCAUGCUUAUGUCACACAUGGGAGGGCAUGCAGGACAGCGGCCGUGUCUCUGCCAGGACUGUGGCCUGGGCUUCCCACAUCAACAGGGUUAUGACAGCCACCUGAAGACGUGUGGAGUGGUGACACCUACAGUGGCUGCUGUGAAGAAACCCAAACCAAAAGCAACUCCCUCUCCACAAAUAAUAAAACAAAUUACUCCUAACAUAAUCAUCCAAACUGUUGCUCAGGCCUCAGCACCUGCCACAUUCCACAGUAGCUUGAAGGAAGUCCACAUGGUUCCAUUCGGGGACAAGAAUAAGGGUGCUGAUGGUAGGUGGAAGUUCACUUUAAAUAAAGAGCCUCCUCCAGGUAUGCCUUUGGUCAUGCUUCUGCCAGUUCCCUCUACACAGUUCUCAACUACCUCAGUUCCUACCAAGAGCUCCCAAAACGUUUUACCAUCCUCUCUGGUCGUAGAAACAUCUGCUCCACAUGUUGUUUCCAUGCCGGUGGCCCUGUCUGGCACUGUCAUUAGUAAAGAGGUAGAGAAAGACACUGUAGAGCCCAGCAGAACCGACAUUCCUUCAAACACACUCAUUCCUGUGCAGAGUCAUGACAGUAUCUCUCAGAAGAGGUGGACCGCUUUAGAAGACCAGGGUUCUGUUCAAGUGUUUGCUAGAGAAAAUGCAAAGGCAGGGGAACAGGCUGCAGGUGUGGCAGUAGCAAAUCAGGAAAAGAACAUUUCUGCUCAAGUAGAAGUGGAGAAUAAGCAGCAAACUCAAUCAAAUUUGAAGCCUAAUGCACUGGCUGAUGAAAACCAAGUUCCAGGGAGUUCAUCAGAAAAUGCGUCUCUCAAUCCCACCUGCCCCAUGACACCAUUAUGUCUAAUAAAGUUCAAGGAGGAGAAGGAUGGUGGUGACAACAUCAAGAAAAGCUCUUCAGACUUGAAGGAACUUGACUCCUCGCCUAUAAUGGCAGGAGUAGAAGGUUUAAAGAGAAAACCGGAGAAGCAAACGCUGGAUUCUUCGCAAACCAGCUCUCAUGAACUAGUCUCUUGUUCUUCAGAAAUUACUUGCCACAAAAAGGUCAGUAAAGAUGAAAGAUUAUUCAGAGAAGUUGUGUCAUCUGACAGGAUGUGUGCAGAGUCACAAAUGGAAUUUUCUGUGAUGGAGGACAAAUCCGAAAAUUGUCCGCAAGGGCAAAACGAAUCUGGUUUUGAUGUAGAGGUUGAAGUUAAUGAAGAUGUGGAAUCGAGCAGCAUGGAAGUGGAGAUUGGGGAUGAAGACAGCGGAGUGGAUAUGUUGGAAGGUGAGCUUCAUGAAUGUGUGACUUGUGGACAAGUCCUUCCUGAAAAGGGUAUGAUUCAGCACUACAUGAAGCAUGCGGCUGACAGCAACAGUCCUGAGCUCUCUUCUGUUAACUGUGCCUCUCACACUACAGAACAAUCCUCUCCAUGUAGUCCUUCAAGAAAAAGACUACGAUCUGGCACAGAGUUGUGAACCUUAGUUCAAGAGUAUUUUCAAUUAUAUUAUUUUAAAUUGAUUUGCAGUUAUUGAUAUUACACCGACUUUACUUCCAUUCCGGUUACUUGACAGGGGUCCCAGUCCUUUUUACCAAAUUGUAACUUGGGAACGAUUGGUGAUUGUUUAAACCAAGCGUGUCUUGAAUGUGUUCCACUUUUGACAUUUCUUUCCCGGUAUCUUUUUGUUUACAUUGUCUUCUAGAUACAAUAAAUGUAGAUUGGAAAUUGGGAAAAAUCCUUUCUUUUUGUUUUAUGUAUAUUCAGAUUUAGUCUUUAGUUUAAGACUAUUGUGACUGUGUACUUAAAAAUAAAUAAAUAAAUAAAAUAAAAAGUUUUCAGUUUCUUCAAAAUAAGCUAAUAUUUUAAGCCAAAUCAGUGGCACCACUACAGCAAUUUUUAGUUUCAAUAAUAUAUAAGAUACUGGGAAUAACAAAAAUAAAUGAGAAUAAAUUAAGAAAAAAAAAUUGCAUUUCUAUAUCUCACAGAUGUUGGAUAUAACGCACCAUGUCUGUUUAAUGAAUGUAUUAGCAUUUGCUCAUAAAGUUUAAUUUUUUUGGCCAGGAGGUGUUAAAAAGAACAGAAACCAUUUGUUAAGGGAAGAUGUGGGCUAGCCACGAUUCCGUUAUAUAUAUAUUAUUACAGAAAAGUGUUUCGGUACAUCUUUCAGUUCUUUUCUUUACUUCUUUAACGCUUGGCUCAUGAUAUACUGUUUUGGUGAUUCUUUGAAAUUAAUACUGUAAUGGUAAAACGGAGCAUAAUGUGAAAUACAGUUUUUAUUAAAAGAAAAGUAUGAAGGUCUUAUUUGUUAUUGAGAACACGGAUCGUUAUUACUCAAAAUAAAGUGAAAUUGUUGGAUAAA